Molecule: messenger RNA, 602 nt
Organism: Arachis stenosperma
Lineage: Eukaryota; Viridiplantae; Streptophyta; Magnoliopsida; Fabales; Fabaceae
Exons: 2
Coding region: 2-571 (189 amino acids)
Source: RefSeq, a predicted model, not a curated record
GAUGAGUAAAUACGGUGUGCUUUAUGUACUAAUAAUAAUGAUAAUUGAAACAAUUAUGUAUUCUGUUAUUGUUGGAUUUGAUAACUUUAUUCGUGAUGAUGAAAAACCGCGGUAUCCAUCUCUUGGUGAUUCUGAUUUAAUUCUAAAUCGAGAUGCCUGUUACAAAAAAUGCGACCAAAUCUAUGACAAAUUCUCGUCAUCAACCUCAAAAUCUAGAUGGAAAAGAUGCAGACAAGUGUGCAGAGAAUUAGAGGAAAAACUUAUAGAGAAUAUUUGGGGGACGAAGGAACAUAAUAAAAAAAGCUUUAUUCGUGAUAAUGAAAAAGUGUGGGUUCUAAGUGUUGAUGAUGCCUACAAUCUUGAAACAUGUCAAAGAAAAUGCAAUGAAGCCUAUGACACAUCAUCGAAAAAAUCAAGAAAUAGAUUAUAUGAAUGCAAAAAGUUGUGCAAAAGCCUAAAUCAGUAUAUAGAAUGGUGCAGGGAGCGAUGUCAUAGGGAUGAAGAUACAUAUAAGAAAUGCAUAGAACAAAGGACUAAAGAUAUAAAUCAUUUUUUUUUAGUUUUUGACUAAAGCUAUACAUGAAGAUCCAAUUCAUCAGAGA